UGACCCCGGAGCCGACGUGUCCAGGCAAUCAGUUCCGCUGUGAGAACGGUCAGUGCAUUCCCUAUGAGAGUGUCUGCAACAAGACCACCGAGUGUACAGAUGAAUCAGAUGAACAGCACUGCAGUAAGUUGUCAUUUUUAUUUCCACUGUAACCCUAGUUCCUUUUUAAAGGUACCUUCACAUUGGAGGAUUUGUUGCAGCCAAAAAUCUCAGUGGUGAAUCCAUGUUGAGAAUCCAUGACCAAGGGCUUCACACUGGGAAGGCACAAUUAUGGCAUCUGAUGCAGAACUUUUGUUUAUUUUUAUUAACCUUAAAAGGCCCCCUUGUCACAUGUGACAAUCCAUUAGAGCCUAUUGUGGGCUUCUAUGGGUUAAUUUAAAAUUUAUCUGCCAGUGCAAUGGUCAGCAACCUGAAAGAAAACAGUAAAAAAUUUGUUAGUCUUAAACAAUGAGUUUUUUUGCUUGUUUUGUGUGUGUGUGUGGUUUUGUUUUGUGUGGGGGGUGGGACGCGGAGAGAUUGUGUUAACAAAGUUUGACAUCCAUAUAAAAUUGCUCUUUUAUUACAUUUUUUUCUCUCUGCUCUUCACAACUAACUAGCUUUGGAUUCUAUGACUUAUUAAUGAUAACCAGAGCUGUUUUUUUUGUCAACAUCAAAUCUGCAUACAAUUUAUUACCCAGAAUCAGAUACAUGUAUGCCUCUUCCAUAAAUAAAUUCAAAUCUUUCAGACUUGGAACUCUACAGUCCUGCUAGGUACAUGGUUUAUUUGCUGCAUUCUUUCCUAACCUUUAGGACUCUGGUGGCCCUAGGUAGCAACAAUUUCUGUGGGGUACCCCCUUGGGCCUCCUCGUGUCUUACAAGUUAAUAAUAUUUAGGAGUUUUAGGAGUUUCCAGAAGUGGCAGCCGAGCCUCUGAGAAGUGCAUUCAGAGCACAGAUUGGCAACCACUGAUGUACAUAUAAACUUAAAUUGGAUUGUUGUUAUAUACUAACCUAUUUUACACCCUCUGUUCCCAUCCCCCCCCCCCCCCCCCCCUUUUUCCCCCCCCCGUCCCCCCCCCCCCCCCCCCCCCCUGCUUGCUGCCACCACCAAAACCAAUUUUCUACAUCUCCAGACGUCAAUGAGUGCCAGAGUUCCAGGGUCAACCAGUGCCAGCACAGGUGUGUCGACACGAAGACCAGCUUCAAGUGUGAAUACCCUGCUUGCUGCCACCACCAAAACCAAUUUUCUACAUCUCCAGACGUCAAUGAGUGCCAGAGUUCCAGGGUCAACCAGUGCCAGCACAGGUGUGUCGACACGAAGACCAGCUUCAAGUGUGAAUGUAAUCCUGGCUUCCAGCUCAUGUCAGACAGGAAGGGGUGUCGAGGUAAAUGGCUGCAGGGCUUGGUUGUAGGGGAGGGGCUGUUGAGGUAAAUAGCUGCAGGGAUUGUUUGUAGGGGAGGGGCUGUCGAGAUAAAUAGCUCCAGGGAUUGGUUGUAGGGGAGGGGCUGCCGAGGUAAAUAGCUGCAGGGAUUGGUUGUAGGGGAGGGGCUGCCGAGGGAAAUAGCUGCAGGGAUUGGUUGAGGGGAGGGGCUGCCGAGGGAAAUAGCUGCAGGGAUUGGUUGAGGGGAGGGGCUGCCGAGGUAAAUGAAUAGUGGGACUGUUUGUAUGGCAGGUGCCCUGGGAGGUAACCUGCUGUUGAGAUUGGUUUCAACACUUGUAUGCUUUUAUGUUUUUAGAGAUUAAAUAAAUAAGAGGUGUGUGUAAAUUUUAUGGGUGGCUGUAAACAAUAAUACUCUUCAAACAUUUUGUAUUUUAUUCGGGUCGGGUUGUCAGGAAGGGGUAGCUCAAUGAGAGACGGGUUGUGUCAGGAAGGGGUAGCUCAAUAAGAGAUGGGUCGGUUUGUCAGGAAGGGGUAACUCAAAUAGAGAUUGAAAUUGUAAAACAAUGGACUGGCCGGUUUCAGGUCUGUGUUAUUGGACACAAGAUUUGAAUAAUGAGCACUCCCCAGGCCGGUGAAACAUAAUGUACUGUUUGGUACACUUUUGAUCUUAAGGACUGAGAGUCAUAAAAAUAAUUCUAACCAUUUGUAAAACUAAUUUAAAUUAAAAAAAUGGAGUAGCACAAUAAGAAGAAGAAUGAAUCCAUUUCUUUCCAGACAUUGAUGAAUGUGUUGAACAGAUUGGAGUUUGCUCUCAGCAAUGUGAGAACACCGAAGGCAGCUUUAUCUGCAAAUGUUCUGAGGGCUAUCAUAAGAUGGAGGACGAGAAGACGUGCAAGAAGACGGAUAGUGAGUAUGAAUUUGGUGGAAAUCUGGCCAAUUGAACUUUUUUUUUACAUUCUGUCAUUUUACAGAAAUAUAGGUCAAGUCUUGCGGUUAAUAACAUAAUGUGUUAGCAGACUCUUUCUUUUUCAUAUGCAAUUAUUUACACAAAAACAAGCUAAUACCAGUCCGGUAAUCAACAUCAAGUUGUAGGUUAGACAAAACUAAAAGAAUUCUGUCUUAAAAAAGCCUCCAUUUGUCAAUAUGCUGUUUCUUUACGUAAAAACGAAUCUUUUCUUAAUAAUAAAGAAAAAGAUCAUGGGAAAUAAUUUUCAAUUUUAAAAAACAUUUUUUUUAAUCUACCAGAAAUCACCCCCUGGCUUAUCUUCACUAACCGCUACUACCUGCGGGAAAUCUCAUUAGAUGGAGACAACCAUCGCCGAAUAGCCCAGGGAUUCGAGAACAUUGUCUCCCUUGAUUUUGACAUCGCCAAUGACCUGAUCUACUUCACCGAUGUGAAGCAGCACAAGAUCUACAGUAUAUUCCUCAACGGCACCGGCCAGAAGGUUGUGGUCAAGGACAACGUGCCCAGCGUGGAAGGCAUCUCUGUGGAUUGGAUUGCCAGGUAGUCAUGACAUUGAUGUGCCAGUUUGUUUAUCAAGGGCAGAGUGGAAAAUGUUGACUGCUUCUAGUCCAUUUUGAACGUUUUGAGGAAAAAUGAGUUUUAAAAUUGUGUUUGUCUAAUUGUAAUACCAAGUGUUUGCAUUGAUGAAAGUGUUGGACUGCAGCAAAGCUUUAAAUUGUAAUGCCAAGUGUUUGCAUUGAUGAAAGUGUUGGACUGCAGCAAAGCUUUAAAUUGUAAUACCAAGUGUUUGCAUUGAUGAAAGUGUUGGACUGCAGCAAAGCUUUAAAUUGUAAUACCAAGUGUUUGCAUUGAUGAAAGUGUUGGACUGCAGCAAAGCUUUAAAUUGUAAUGCCAAGUGUUUGCAUUGAUGAAAGUGUUGGACUGCAGCAAAGCUUUAAAUUGUAAUGCCAAGUGUUUGCAUUGAUGAAAGUGUUGGACUGCAGCAAAGCUUUAAAUUGUAAUGCCAAGUGUUUGCAUUGAUGAAAGUGUUGGACUGCAGCAAAGCUUUAAAUUGUAAUGCCAAGUGUUUGCAUUGAUGAAAGUGUUGGACUGCAGCAAAGCUUUAAAUUGUAAUGCCAAGUGUUUGCAUUGAUGAAAGUGUUGGACUGCAGCAAAGCUUUAAAUUGUAAUGCCAAGUGUUUGCAUUGAUGAAAGUGUUGGACUGCAAUAAAGCUUUAAAGUAGAUUAAUUAGACACGAACAAUUUGGUUUAUCCUGUAUGGAGUCAACGUACCAAAUCUGGUUAUUAAUUUAUUCUGCAUGUAAGUCCUAUCAGGUGUGUUACUAGUAUACAGUAUACCAGUAACUGCAAUGUCUAAAAUCCCAUCAUGGUUUGAGCUUUUGAAAUACCAAUUAUUUGUAUUUAUGAUUUAAAUCUCUCUAUUUCAAUCUAGCAACUUACUUACCUACUUAUGUCUUUUACCCUGUCUGGUGCAUAGACUGUCUGCAAGAAUUUUCCAUUCAUCUCAGUCCUGUGCUUUCCUUUCCAGUUGCUUCCAUGUGUAUCCCAUAUUUUGUGUGUCUGCCUCUAGCGCGCGUCUCCAAGUGUUCUUAGGCCUUCCUCUCUUUCUUUUUCCGUGUGGGUUCCUUAUUAGGGAUUUUGAAAUGAUGUUAUCUGGGGAUUUGUGGAGUGUGCUCUAUCCACCUCCAUUUUUUCCUUUUGAUUUCUUCAGCAAUUAGCUCCCUGUAUGUUCUUUCCAGUAAGUCUUUGUUGGUUCCAUCUAGCAAACAUGAACACUAUUUCCAGUAAUGAUGCUGGGGAAGUCAUGAAAUAUAUAUGGCUGGUCUUAACUCAUUGUUGAAGAUUUGUAACCUAAGUACUAGUUCAACUAGGCCCUUUGCUUGCAGACAAUGAAAUCAAGAUUUACACCUUCCACAAUAGAAUAAAAUUUUAGGAAUAUUUGCUUAACUGGCCCGAGAGUUUUAAACGUGACCCCAGCUAUGAGCAAGUAACAAUGAGGGAUGGAUGCAUCUCUCAAGCAAGGCGGCUGUACUUUGGCAUGAGGUUUAAAAAAAAAUGAUCCGCCAAAGUGAGGAAAGAAUAGUCAACAUGAAGUGAGACCAAGAAAUCUAUCCCACUUGUAGGAUAAUGAUAAAAAUAGAAUGACCUACUUGUUUUUAAGAUGGAAAAUGAGUUCAACCACUGCUUCAAUUUGUGUUAAAUUAACUUGACCACUGCUGGUCACUGGCAAGAUGGUCCAGCUCCUGCAGUUGUUAAAUAAAAAUAUAAUUUAAAAUAUAUUUUUUUUUAAAUUUUAAAUGUAAGCUUUCAAAAUUAAUUUGUGUUUGACCUACAGAAAACUUUACUGGGUUGAUGGAAGGAGAUCCACCAUCGGUGUCUCUGAGAUGAACGGGACGAGCCAGCUGACAUUGCUUAAAGAAGGGAUCAGGCGACCAAGAGCCAUUUCUGUCCAUCCCUUUAAUGGGUAA
Messenger RNA from Lymnaea stagnalis (great pond snail), 4791 nucleotides. The record is from the annotation of a GenBank genome assembly. Lineage: Eukaryota; Metazoa; Mollusca; Gastropoda; Lymnaeidae.